CGGAAAGGCAGGGUUGCCUCCUGUUCACGAGGACCAGCCCCUCUGCACCCCUUGUGGCAGCCUCCGUGAAAAUGGGGGCCUCAGGCUUUCUCUCGUCUGCUGUUUGGAUGCCUUCAAGAGAGGCCAGUUAAAGGAUGCUGGCUGUGGCAAUUCCUCAGAGCCCUCGCCAAAUGGCGUCAGCCCAUCAGGGGCCGCAGCAGCCCCAGAUCUGGAGGAAGUUCACGGUCAGAAGAGUGUGACAGUGCUCCUGCGGGAAGAAGUGUCCCGGCUCCAGGAGGAAGUUCACCUUCUCCGACAGAUGAAGGAGAUGUUGGCGAAGGACCUGGAGGAGUCACAGGGUGGCAAGUCCUCUGAGGUCCUCUCGGCCACCGAGCUCCGGGUCCAGCUGGCCCAGAAGGAGCAGGAACUAGCCAGAGCCAAAGAAGCCUUGCAGGCCAUGAAAGCCGACCGGAAGCGCUUAAAGGGCGAGAAGACAGACCUGGUGAGCCAGAUGCAGCAGCUGUACGCCACGCUGGAGAGCCGCGAGGAGCAGCUCCGCGACUUCAUCCGCAACUACGAGCAGCACCGCAAGGAGAGUGAGGACGCGGUCAAGGCCCUGGCCAAGGAGAAGGACCUGCUGGAGCGCGAGAAGUGGGAGCUGCGACGCCAAGCCAAGGAGGCCACGGACCACGCCACGGCGCUGCGCUCCCAGCUGGACCUCAAGGACAACCGGAUGAAGGAGCUGGAGGCCGAGCUGGCCAUGGCCAAGCAAUCCUUAGCUACACUGACCAAGGACGUCCCCAAGCGGCAUUCCCUUGCCAUGCCGGGCGAGACGGUGCUCAACGGCAACCAGGAGUGGGUGGUGCAGGCGGACCUCCCGCUGACCGCAGCCAUCCGGCAGAGCCAGCAGACUCUCUACCACUCACACCCCCCACACCCUGCAGACCGGCAAGCGGUCAGGGUGAGCCCCUGCCACUCCCGGCAGCCCUCUGUCAUCUCCGACGCUUCUGCUGCUGAAGGCGACCGGUCGUCCACACCGAGCGACAUCAACUCCCCUCGACACCGGACGCACUCCCUCUGCAACGGCGACAGUCCCGGCCCAGUUCAGAAGAACCUGCACAACCCUAUUGUACAGUCACUAGAGGAUCUUGAAGACCAAAAACGGAAAAAGAAGAAAGAGAAGAUGGGAUUCGGCUCCAUCUCCCGCGUCUUCGCCAGAGGGAAGCAGCGGAAGUCCCUCGACCCAGGCCUCUUUGAUGGUACCGCCCCCGAUUAUUACAUAGAGGAGGACGCGGACUGGUGAUACGCGCCUCCCGGCCCGUGCCCGGCGCGUGUGCGUGGAGCGUGCGUGGGGUGCGAGUGUGGCCAUGCGUGGGUGCGUGUGCACGUGUGUUCGCGCACGCGUGGGUGCUGGGGGUGGCCGAGCGCCCCAGACAAGCGAAACCACGAGUGUGAACCCCUCCCUCUGCGUCGCCACCUCUGUAAUUGAUGUACAUACUACGAACCGUGUGUGAACAUGUCAACUCUCUGUCGUCUUCGGAGCGAUACCGUUGUGUUGUUGAUCUGGUUUAUUAUUUUUCUUCAAUGUUGGGUUUUAUUUUAAUUUCUUUUUGUUUUGUUCAUUGGUUUGUUUUGUUUUGUUUUUUCCCUUUCUCCUUCCCUCCUCCUUUUUAUGAAACUUGAAAACUUGAAGGACUGCUGUGUAUUUGUAAAUAACAAACUCUUGUGCACUCCGUGCUUGUAAAUGUCCCUCGUCCAAACCGCUACUCCCGGAGCCCGUCUCGCCGAGGAUGUGGUCUGUUUCCGAUGUCCCCCUCUCACCCCUCAGUGUGAACGUGUGGGACCAGACCCUGCUCUCGGGGUGCGCCCAAGUCACUUUAACCACACAAUGCCAUCGUCAUCAGGGUAAGGUCUGCUCUCCGCAAAGGCUCGCCAGCCCGGCCAGGGCUCGUCUUGGCUGGGUUUGGCAGAGGUCAAACGGGCUCUUUUUAAACGGCCUGCCAGUUUUUAAAUUGCGUUGCCGUUUCUUUCUUUAUGGAAAAAAAAAGAAAAAGAAAAUUGUUGCGUUUAAUUUAUUUGCACAAAUGCAGAAAACUUAUUCUAUCUAAAUUAUUACAUAAAUAUCGGAAUGUCUAUUUUUCCACGGGGUGGGCGGGAGGCGGGUGUUUCUGUUGACUUGUCUGUUCUAGUACCAUGCUGCUGCCAAACUGUGCAAAUAGAGUUUAGGGUGGCCGGGACCCAGGGACCGCUGGAUUUCAAAGCUUGCUUUUUCUGUCCUCUCUCUCUCUACCCCCCUCUUCUCUCCCUCUUUCGUUCUCUCUCCCCCAUUUUCCUUUGCCUGCAUGAAAAUGCGCCCCACCUUCUUCCCACCCAGAGCUGUCUCCAGGCCUUUCCGUGUGUAUUUAUUUAUCUGACGCACAGGACACGACCUCAGUGAGCAGAGUGCUGGCUGUCACGAUCCCCGCUUUGGGUCUGUCUUUUGAGGGAGGCUGAGUCCAGGGGAGACAGCCCACGCCGCACACCCACAGGGUACGACCCAGGGGACCCUGGGCCCGAGUCAGUUCCUCAGGGCCUCCAGCAGCGUAGGUUCUCCCCGCAGCUGGGUCUCCCCGUCCUGGGCUUAUUGUGCACGGGAGCCAGGCAGGUGUCGCUGGGGAAGGCGCCUGCCUCAAGCAGGGAGCUGUUGAGGACACGGCGUCUGGCACCUGAGCCCUCUGUCCUCCCCGUUCUGGUUGGUUCCCUUGACUUAGACUCUCUCGGGGUCCCUCAGGCUCUGUCCCCGAGCUUGUCACAGCAGCCUGCGCCCACCCACCCCAGGCGAGGAGGGCUGGCGGGAACAGCUGCCUGUUCGGGGAGCGGAUUGGCCCCGAGGAGGCUCCACUAGCAGAGGGACUGCGUGCAUUUUAGCACUGGGGUGGGGAGGAGACUGAGCUGCUCCGCCAGGUCCACUCAAGGCCUAGAACUCCAUUUCCCUGUCCUGCCGCCCCGUGAACCCCCUUCUGCACAUCCCUAACCGCUAACAGCCAGUCCACACCUCUAGACAGCAGUAGUCGCGCUUUCUGCUAACAGUAACAUUUUCAGCUCUUAAAAAAGAAGCAAGGAGAAUUUCAAAUGUUGGACCAUCUGCAUCAGAACGGAUAGGUUAUUUUCCCCCCAAAAUCUCUAAAACAAACAGAAAAGCCCCAGUCGGCUGCUCCCUUUCCUCCUGACCUGGUCCCGGGGACAGGAAGGAGCAAGCAGGGUACUUCAUGAGGACCUUUCUGUCCUCCCUUGGCCAAGCUGUGUCACCGAGCCCAGGGUCGAUGGAGAGCAGCCGGGGCUGGGAUCUUUCUCUACGGAGAGAGAUUUCAGAAAAUUACUUUUCUCCCCCAUGAAUUUCUUUUUCGGUUGAUUUUUAUUGUUUUUUUCCCUUUACUUACAAGAAAAUAAGAUUGCAGCCACUCCUGGUAAUGAUUUAGUAGUUCCUUUUCAUUUCAGUUUUUGUAAAUUAGGAGAUAAUUCUAAGAGUUACUGAGGAUGAUUUAUUUAAGAGAACUACGUCAAAUAGCGAAUGAGUUAUGGGUAACAUUAGAUGAAAAUAACCUUUCCCGUGGGAAAGGUUUCUUGAAGGCAUGGAUGCAAAUAUAAAAUAUUAAAAAAAAAUCUAAAUAAAGCUUAUUUUAAAAUAUUAUCG
Propithecus coquereli (Coquerel's sifaka) is the source of this 3652-nucleotide messenger RNA. RefSeq names its product kazrin, periplakin interacting protein (gene KAZN). The transcript has 8 exons. Gene Ontology annotation, molecular function: protein binding. The record is from RefSeq and is a predicted model, not a curated record. NCBI's taxonomy places the organism in Eukaryota, Metazoa, Chordata, Mammalia, Primates, Indriidae. Bases 299 to 1282 code for a protein of 327 amino acids.